Patiria miniata (bat star) is the source of this 2133-nucleotide messenger RNA. Its product is annotated as netrin-1-like. Bases 655 to 2133 code for a protein of 492 amino acids. The record is from RefSeq and is a predicted model, not a curated record. The transcript is spliced from 5 exons. Lineage: Eukaryota; Metazoa; Echinodermata; Asteroidea; Valvatida; Asterinidae.
GCCAAUCAGACAUAUAUCUAAUCACGGCCUUCUUGCGUAGUUCAGUGUGCGUGCAUCUGGUCGUUUGGAAACCCUCUGGAGUUUUUUUCUCUCUUCGCGACCCCAACUCCCCGAUGCAGUUGACAGAACACAACCCACUUUAGUCGGCAGUUGACACGCCAAUAUUGCGGUGGAGCUUAAUACAAACAGGAAGUAAUAGACGAUCGUGUUCACGUGCGUGUGUACAGGUAACACAGCUCAACCCCGGAUCGUUGGAUUUGUAUGAGACAAGCUGGGGAUGGAUUUGUUCGAGUUGAGAGCAAGACAAAUAUUGGCGUGAAAAGAGGAGGCGCAUCGACAUCUCUCAAUGUGCCCUCAUUCUGCCUUGUUUGGCGGUGCGUGAAAAGCCUGUCGACUCGACUCAAGAACCUGGCAGUGUGUGCCGGGUACACAUUGAAGUUUACACAGAGCAGCACGGCACUUGUCAAUUUGGGAAAGCCGGAUUCACACCUUAUGGUCAGCACUCAACGCUGGCAGUAUUUGUAAUUAACAGACAGAGCUGCAGCCGCAAACUUCGAAGUUUCAAACGUUAAAAUAAGAUUACUGAUUCCCUGUGGAUUUUAUUUCAGUUACAUUAUCAGACACACCGGUUAAACCGGCAUUGGUUUUACGAAAAUGCAUUUUGCUGUUAGAUUUCGGUAUUUGUUGGCGGUGAUGUUGAGUGGGAUGUGGUGUGCCAGAUCGGACGCGCAGAAUUUGAACAUGUUCGCGGCUCAACAGAAUCAGCCCGACCCGUGUUACAGCGAGCCAGGCGGUCAGCCCCGGCGCUGCGUUCCCGAUUUCGUCAACGCUGCGUUUGGGGUUCCCGUGGAGGCGUCAAGCACCUGUGGAACGCCGCCCAGUCGGUUCUGCGCAUUGUCAAGCGGGGAUGAAGGUGAGCGACAGCGGAACUGCUUCGUGUGCGACGCCAAUCAGCCCAAGAGGAGACAUCCUCCGGAGUUUCUUACCGACUUGCACAACCCCAAUAACCUGACGUGUUGGCAGUCGGAGCCCUUCACCUCCAACCCUCACAACGUCACUUUGCACCUAGCGCUGGAGAAGUUGUACGAGCUCACCUACAUCUCCUUGGAAUUCUGCUCUCUGCGUCCGGACUCCCUGUCCGUCCUCAAGUCGCAGGAUUACGGCAAGACGUGGCAGCCGUAUCACUACUACUCCAGCCAGUGCCGAAAGGUCUACGGGAAGACCAAGAAUGCAGCGAUUACAAAGCAGAACGAGCAGGAGGCCAUCUGUAGCGACAUCCAGAGCCCCGACCUGACGUCGGUAGCGGCGGCCGGUUCACGGGUCGCCUUCAGCACCUUGGAAGGUCGCCCCUCCGCCUUCGAUUUCGACAACAGCCCGGUCCUGCAGGACUGGGUGACAGCCACGGAUAUCAAGGUGAUCUUCAACCGUUUGCCAUCGCUGGGAGACGAGGAGUUAGACGACUCCAUCCGAGAGAGCUACUAUUACGCCGUGUCCGACUUCUCCGUCGGUGGCCGGUGCAAGUGCAACGGGCACGCGUCUCGGUGCAUCAAAGACCGGGACGGGAAUCGUGUCUGCGACUGCAAACACAACACAGCGGGAGCAGAGUGUGAGAUGUGCAAGCCGUUCCAUUACGACAGACCCUGGGCACGGGCAACCACCAAAGAAGCCAAUGAAUGUGUCCCCUGCAACUGCAACCUGCACGCUCGCAAGUGCCGCUUCAACAUGGAGCUGUACAAGCUGUCUGGACGCAAGAGCGGCGGGGUCUGCCUGAACUGCAGGCACAACACGGCGGGACGCUACUGCCACUACUGCAAGGAGGGGUUCUACAGAGACGAAGCCAAGCCCGUCACGCAUCGCAAGGCUUGCAAAGCUUGUAACUGCCACCCUGUGGGAUCAUCUGGCACGGUCUGCAACCAGACCACAGGCCAGUGUCCCUGCAAAGACGGCGUGACCGGACUAACAUGUAACCGGUGCGCCAAGGGCUACCAGCAGAGCCGAUCCACUGUUGCACCCUGCAUAACUACUGUUGUGCCAAACCUAGAUGGACAGGAUCUUGAGUGGGGUCGUACUGAGUCCUUAAAGACUGAUUUGCCUGUGCGUGCUAUUGUGGUUGACAUUGUCUUGGUUUUGUAG